Messenger RNA from Nicotiana attenuata, 2656 nucleotides. Its product is annotated as putative pentatricopeptide repeat-containing protein At1g17630. Gene Ontology annotation, biological process: RNA modification. The record is from RefSeq and is a predicted model, not a curated record. Lineage: Eukaryota; Viridiplantae; Streptophyta; Magnoliopsida; Solanales; Solanaceae. Gene Ontology annotation, molecular function: RNA binding; protein binding. The transcript has 3 exons. Bases 128 to 2296 code for a protein of 722 amino acids.
AUUGUUGUUCGUAGCGACGCGUCGAUCACAGAAUAAUUUUCCGUCCAAUUUAGCCAUUGCAAAAGCUGCUGCACAUACAUAAUAGUGUGUAUUCUCUAUAAAGAAACAAUUUUUAGACGAGGAGGAUAUGAUUCACGGCCGUUGGUCAAGGCGUCUUACUUCCCUCCCUCCAUUUUCUUCAAUUUUCAACUUUUUUCAUUCUCUUUCUUCAGCCAAUCAAUCUCACAACACCCAAAAUCAUCAUCAGCUUGACUUGUUGGACCACCUACUUCAACAAUGCAGCCUUCAUAAUCUUAAACAACUGAAGCAAAUCCAUGCAAAGUUCAUAAUUACUGGUUCAUCAAACUCUUCUUUUAUAGCUGCCAGACUCAUAUCUAUUUACGCUAAAUUUGGGCUUCUCAAUGAAGCCCAAAAAGUAUUUGAAACCUGCCCAAGUGAGUGCUUCUCGAAUUUACUUUUGUGGAAUUCGAUCUUGAGGGCUAACGUCUCCCAUGGAAAAUGUGAAGAGGCUGUAAAGCUUUAUAUUAAAAUGCGUGAAUUUGGAAGUUUGGCUGAUGGGUUUGGUUUUCCUCUAAUUAUAAGAGCAUGCGGUAUGUUGGGUGACUAUAAUCUGUGUAGCAUAGUGCAUUGUCAUGUUGUACAAAUGGGUUUUCGAGAUCAUCUUCAUGUUGGAAAUGAAUUGAUGAAUAUGUACGGCAAGAUUGGACGAGUGGAUAUUGCACAUAAAGUGUUUGAUAGAAUGACCGUGAGAACUCAAAUAUCAUGGAACAUUAUUGUUUCGGGUUUUGCGCAGAACUUUGACUGUGAUGCUGCAUACGAGACGUUUUUACAGAUGGAACUUGAGGGGUUUGAACCAAAUUCUGUGACUUGGACGUCCUUAUUAUCUAGUUUUGCUAGGUGUAGACGUAACCAAGAUACGUGGAAACUUUAUGUUUUGAUGAGAAAGAAAGAAGUUGAAGCCACUGCUGAGGCACUUGCUGUUGUAUUAUCAGUUUGUGUUGGUGACGAUGCGAUUCGUAAGUGUGAGACAGUGCACGGAUAUGUUAUUAAGGGGGGCUUUGAGAAUAAUUCUAUUGUGAUAAACUCAUUAUUGUGCACGUAUGGGAAAAGUGGUGCUGUGAAACAGGCUGAAUGUCUGUUCUCUGGAUUGCAAUUAAAGACUAUAGUGACCUGGAAUUCUUUAGUAUCUUGUUACGCAGAAUCAGGGUUAUGUAACGAGGCCUAUUCUUUAUUUUUGCAGUUACAAGAGUUAGAUGAUCCAAUGAUGAAACCUAACGUCAUAAGUUGGAGUGCUGUUAUAGGGGCUUUUGCUAUGGCUGAGAGGCACGAGGAGUCUUUAGAAAUCUUUCGACGUAUGCAAGUUGCUAGAGUUGUGGCCAAUGAUGUUACAAUUUCGAGUGUUUUAUCAGUUUGUGCAGAGCUUUCAAACUUCCGUCUUGGUAUGGAAGUCCAUGGUUAUUCAGUACGGUUUCUAAUGGACAAAAAUACUUUGGUGGGGAAUGGGUUGGUUAAUAUGUACAUGAAGUGUGGUAGUCUGCAGAAAGGAAACAUAAUAUUUGAGGGCAUAGGAAAAAAAGAUUUAAUUUCAUGGAACACAAUAAUUUCUGGAUUUGGAAUGCAUGGACUUGGUGUUAAUGCCCUAGAAACUUUUGAACAGAUGAUUAACGCUGGAACUAAGCCAGAUGAAGUUACUUUUGUUGCAGUUCUUUCUGCAUGUGGUCAUGCAGGCCUUGUUGACGAGGGGAAUAAAGUUUUCGAUCAGAUGAAGAAAGUGUUUGGAAUUGAACCACAAAUGGAGCAUUAUGCUUGUAUGGUAGAUCUUCUUGGCCGUGCUGGGCUAUUGCAGAGGGCUAGUGAAAUGGUGCAAAACAUGCCAAUGAGGCCCAAUGCCUGUGUCUGGGGAGCACUGCUUAACUCUUGUAAAAUGCAUAAAAACACGGAAGUCGCAGAAGAAACCGCUGCUCAGAUUUUUAACCUUGAGUCUGAGAUGACGGGGAGCUACAUGUUGCUCUGUAAUUUAUAUGCUGGAAAUGGAAGGUGGAAGGAUUCAGCAAAUGUGAGGAUAUCAGCAAAGACACAGGGUUUGAAAAAAACUCCAGGACAAAGUUGGAUUGAGGUGAAAAAGAAGGUUUAUAUGUUCUUAGCAGGGCAACCUAUGGACUCGGGGAUGGAAGAUGUUCAUAUAAUGCUUAAUAUUCUAAGCCUUCAUAUGGCUAAGGAAGGAAUCAUGCCCCAAAAAAGCUCUGCUUUACAAUUUGCAGAAGAACAAGAAGACUAUCUGUAUUUGGCAUCAUGAAGAAUUCAGUGUCUUAUGCUCAAUGCUGGAAAACUAUGAUUUGAUCUCUAAACCUGCUCAAAGCCACCUCCUCUUCCAGUUUUUGUAUCUAUAUAUUUCAUGGGCCAACGAGUUUGCUGUGCAGUCACUUCAUUGCUCACGUAUGUACGAUUUCACUUCCCAGAAAAGAGGCUUGAAUUGCCAUGUCGCAAGGAGCUGAUGAGCUUGCAGAAACUGGAAAACUAUAAAAGGAGCAAUGGCAGAAGUUUGGCAGAGAGUCAUUUAUGGUUGCUUAAAACCAUAUGGAUUCCAACUGCAUGAAUUUACGAUGAGUGAAGACCCCUGCAGACCAAUUGGUAGCUAGUUUUGCAUACCGAUUGA